Messenger RNA from Opisthorchis viverrini, 324 nucleotides. RefSeq lists its product as hypothetical. The annotation marks the transcript as partial. NCBI's taxonomy places the organism in Eukaryota, Metazoa, Platyhelminthes, Trematoda, Opisthorchiida, Opisthorchiidae. The transcript has 2 exons. The record is from RefSeq and is a predicted model, not a curated record.
CGGAAUUCCACACGAACCCGCUUCACCGCUCACAGUCAGGUGCUGCUACGGCCGAGAAGCCGAUCCCACAUAAGAUUGGCCAAAAAUCCGGGACACUUGCCGUCUGGACCCAACAGCCAAUCACGACCCAGUAUUGGCCGAAUGCUGGUUGCCAAUGGCGCAUCCAGAACGCGUCGGAAUUCCCAGAAAUUUGUUUCGGCUUACGCUACACAUACGAAGAGCUAUACAAGUGUUGUUGACUUCGUUUUCGGUGUUACUAUUCUUUGUGUACCUUUGGUGGCUGUUUUGCCGUGGACACUAGCUUGGGAGGCUCAGGCUGAGAAC